AUGGGAGGUGGGUCAAUGAAAUCGAACCCAACCAAGGCGAGGAAGAGGGUGGAGGCCACGGAGGAGUCAAGUGUACCUUCUCUUGUUCGUGGCAAGGAUGGCAGCGCCUUUGCCCGAUGCGAGGAGUGCAACAGGAAUGUCCCAGUGGCACUCAUCAGCAUGCACAGCUGUAGCCUUGAUGCCAAAAUCAAGUUACAUCUGAGCUCUCAAGUUGUGGAAAGGCCGCCUGAAGCGAAUAAGAAGUCUCCCACAGAGAGGAAGAGGUCCACUACAUCAGAGCCCAAGUCAAAGAAAGCCAAGAAGGACAAAGAUCCAAAUGCACCCAAGCGCCCUCUCACUGCCUUCUUCCUCUUCAUGGACGAUUUCAGGAAAUCUUUCAAGGAAGCCAAUCCUGAUUCGAAGCUUGUUAAGACGGUUGCAAAGGAGGGUGGCGAGAAGUGGAAGUCUAUGACUGACGAGGAGAAGAAGCCUUAUGUGGAUAAGGCAGCUGAGCUUAAAGCAGAGUAUAAAAAAGCAUUGGAGAUGGAGACUGAUGAUGCCGAUGCCGAUGCUGAUGCAGAUGCAGAAGUUGGGGAUGAUGAAAUUGAAGGAGGUUCAGAGAAAGAAGCUUCAGAGAAGGAAGUUUAA
Prunus armeniaca (apricot) is the source of this 627-nucleotide messenger RNA. The record is from the annotation of a GenBank genome assembly. Lineage: Eukaryota; Viridiplantae; Streptophyta; Magnoliopsida; Rosales; Rosaceae.